This is a messenger RNA of Monodelphis domestica (gray short-tailed opossum), 2574 nucleotides long. RefSeq names its product transmembrane protein 79 (gene TMEM79). Gene Ontology annotation, cellular component: lysosomal membrane; trans-Golgi network membrane. The record is from RefSeq and is a predicted model, not a curated record. NCBI's taxonomy places the organism in Eukaryota, Metazoa, Chordata, Mammalia, Didelphimorphia, Didelphidae. Gene Ontology annotation, biological process: regulated exocytosis.
CGCUUUUCUAGCUUCUCACGCAUUGUCAAAAACUUUAUUGACAAAACCAACGAAGGACAGAAGACAAUGCAGAGGGCGGAAGCUGAGAGAGUAGAGGCGGUCAGGUCUCUUGCAGAAGGGCUGCCAGUGUCCAUAUUCUCCUGUGGGCACCUAGUCCGUUCUUUUGCUUUUAAGAUCAGUUUCAAGUAGAUGACUCUCCUCUUCUUCCCAUGAUUUAAUUACAUUGAUUUCUCCCUCCCUAUCUCUUGUUACAUAACCUCCAGCCAAAGGUUAUCUUAUGCAUAAUUCCCCUGAUUCCUUGCAGGUCAUCUUGCUCAGUCCAGCCCAGCCCAGCUCAGCUCAGUUUAAUUUUGUCCAACUCAGCCCAGCUAAACAAGGUCCUCUCCAAUUCUUUUAAAGGCUUCUGGAAAAGGGAGGCAAUCCUUCAUUCCACGCCCCCAUUUCUGUGUCUUUUACAAAAACUCCAAGUGAGAGGUCUUGGUUGCUGUCCAAUCUUUAUUCAUCCUUGUGAUUUAGUCCAGGCCCUAGGAUGGAAAGUGUUGCAAUGGGAAACAAGCCUUUUCUUCUCACAGGCCAGAACCCACAAAUUCCACAUUAACAUCAGCCUGUCCAAACCAAUUUGGGCACACAGACACAAAAGCUUCCCCCCCUUGCCCUUCCCUAGCCAGUCAAGUAUAGACCACUCCUAAGCAGGCUGAAUGUGGCCACACCUACACCUUAGGGACAGUGACCCUUUCUCUUUUUUUUUCUGUCGGAGGAUUUUGUAGGGUGGGGCCUUCCCCUUUAAUCCCAGCCCCACCUGCUCUGGUCAGACAGGUUUGGAGCUGCAGGUAAAGGGAGGGAGACACGAAGAUAUACCUGCAGAGCCAGUGGGGAGCUGGAGCAGCUCUUUUCCCGGAUGGGCCCUGGGAUCUCCCUUCUAUCUCUCCAGAUGGAAAGGUGACGGAAAUCCAGUAUUAUUCCCCAGAACCUAGGCAUCUGGGCCCUUCAUUGAUUGCCCUAGCAUGACAGAACCUGAGACACUGGCUCUGCUGGAGGUAAAGGGGCAAGAAACCCUUGAGAAGACUUUGCCCCAGCCCCUCAUCCCUAAUGGACUCAGACCAGAGGGGGAAGAAGGGGAAGAGCUUGCCCCUUGUGAGAACGAGAUGGGGAAGGUGGGCAGUGAAGCUACUACUUUGCCCUGGGUGAGGACAUCAUUAGGUAUUGGCCCUGAACCCAGUGCCCCCUUCCCAGACUCUCCUGGUUGGCAGGGAUAUGAUAAAGAGCCCAUUCUGACAGAGCUGCCCCAUAAGCCUGAAGAGUCAGCUGAGGAAGAUAUUAACCUGAUGCCUGAGCAGGCAGCCCGAGCAUUUGUGCCAAUUGACCCACAGUGCAUUGAGAGGAGGCCCCAAGAAGAGCUCAUUGUCCACUGUGACAAAAAGGUUGAGGGUGAAAGCCAAGCCUUUCUGUUGCCUCGAGCUGCUCGGUCAGAUCCCCCUGAACGGAAAUGGGCAGAAGCAGCAGUCGUCCCCCCUGCCCACUGCAGGAGUUGUGGAGGCUGUGGCCGUGAGGGAUUGAGGGCUGUGGCCUCUUUUGGGGCUGCUCUUAUCUUCUUCCCCUGCCUGUUAUAUGGAGCUUAUGCCUUCCUGCCUUUUGAUGCGCCCCGGCUGCCCACCAUGAGUUCUCGACUUGUCUACACACUCCGCUGUGGGGUAUUUGCCACUUUCCCCAUAAUUUUAGGGCUUCUGGUCUACGGCCUGUCUCUCUUGUGCUUUUCUGCACUUCAUCCCUUUGGGGAACAACAGAGAGAAGUUGAAAUCCACAGACGAUAUGUGACUCAGUCUGUCCAGCUCUUCAUCCUCUAUUUCUUCAACCUGGCAGUACUUGCCACUUACCUGCCCCAGGAUACCCUCAAGCUGCUACCCCUGCUCACUGGCCUCUUCGCCAUAUCUCGGCUGGUGUAUUGGUUGACUUUUGCAGUGGGCCGGUCCUUCCGGGGCUUUGGCUAUGGGCUGACCUUUCUGCCAUUGCUCUCUAUGUUGGUGUGGAACCUUUACUACAUGUUCCUGGUGGAGCCUGAGCGUAUGUUCACUGCCACUGAAAGUCGACUUGACUACCCAGACCACGCUCGAGCUGCUGACUACAAGCCACAUCUCUGGGGGUGAUACCCAACCCUGCCUACUGUUGAUGUUCUCCCAUUUCCCCCCAAACCCUAGGGAACUGAGAUGAUCCAGAACUCUUCACUGAAUGGACUCUGGAUAUACCAUCUUUGCCCUUUGAAUUCCUGGAUCAUGACCUUUGAACCAGCUGCUUUUGAACCUUGCCAAUCCUUGAAUUUGAUGUUGGGGUGGGUGGUAGGUGGAGGGGGCAAGGAACUCACAUAGCAGAGGUCUUAUACUGCCUCUGGCUACUUCAUUCUAAUGUCUCUUGAUGCCUGUUACUGCCUUGCUUUUUCUGUAGCAUUAGUGGAAGGAAUUCUCGUCUUCUAGAGGAGAGAACAGAAUUAGGGAAAGCAAAAUCCCCGAUUUUUUUUAGGUCUUAAUUGGCUCAAGAGAGAACUUGUGGAAUAAUUUAAUAAAUAAUUUUGAAACAGAA